Molecule: messenger RNA, 2131 nt
Organism: Beta vulgaris subsp. vulgaris (sugar beet)
Lineage: Eukaryota; Viridiplantae; Streptophyta; Magnoliopsida; Caryophyllales; Amaranthaceae
Product: probable inorganic phosphate transporter 1-10
Exons: 2
Coding region: 195-1781 (528 amino acids)
Biological process (GO): transmembrane transport
Cellular component (GO): membrane
Molecular function (GO): transmembrane transporter activity
Source: RefSeq, a predicted model, not a curated record
AAAGAAAUUAUUUUAUAUCAGAUUAACGUUUCUUUUGUGUGGUUGAGAGGUUGAGCAUAUAUUAAUCCCUCACCACUUCUGCUCUUUCUUUUCUGCCUUUUCCUCCAAAAUCUCUCGUUCAAAUCAAUUUCUUAAACACAAAAUAUAUCAUACAAAGAGCUUAAAACUAAAUACUUGAGAAAAGAAAUCUAUACAUGGGGCUAAAAGUGUUAUCAGCAUUAGACACUGCAAAAACACAAUAUUACCACUUUAAGGCCAUCAUAAUAGCUGGGAUGGGCCUCUUUUCAGACGCCUAUGAUCUCUUCUGCAUCGCUCCUGUCACCAUCCUCCUUGGCCGCAUCUACUACUCUGACCACAACCACAAGUUUCAAAUCCCAGCAGUUGUCGUCUCUGCCAUGGUAGCUGUAGCCCUCCUCGGCACCGCCCUCGGCCAGCUCGUAUUCGGUCUCCUAGGAGACCGAAUAGGCCGUAAGAGGGUCUACGGCUUUGCCCUCAUCCUCAUGGUUUUAUCUUCAUUUGGGUGUGGUUUCUCCAUUUGUCGUUCUAAAACAUGCGUCCUUCUUAGCUUUGGUUUCUUCAGAUUCCUCCUUGGCGUAGGGAUAGGCGGCGAUUAUCCUCUUUCGGCGACCAUCAUGUCGGAGUAUGCUAACAAGCGGACUCGUGGGGCGUUCAUCGCAGCCGUGUUCUCCAUGCAAGGGAUUGGGAUAUUGUUUAGCUCCAUGGUAACAAUGACCGUUUGUGCUGUCUUUGACAAGGCAACGAAUGCCUCGAAAGAUCAUCACUCACAUACCAUGGCCGCUGAUUUGGCGUGGCGGAUCAUACUUAUGCUUGGGGCUGUCCCUGCUGCUAUCACUUUUUAUUGGCGUAUGAAGAUGCCUGAAACUGCCAGGUACACAGCUUUGGUGGAGCACAAUGUGGUACAAGCAACAAAAGACAUGGAGACGGUCUUGGACGUUAACAUGAACCAAAUAAUGGACGAUGCCUCUUCUUCUUCCUCCCAAACACCUACACUUCCCUCUACAUACCCUCUUUUCUCAAAGCAAUUCCUCCACCACCAUGGGCGAGACCUCUUCUCCUGUGCCGCCACUUGGUUCCUACUUGACGUUGUCUUCUACAGCAACAACCUCUUUCAGUCAAACAUAUACAAAUCCUUCCUUCCAUCUGAUAAAGAGAAGAUGAGUGCUUUUCGAGAUGCAUACACUGUAGCCCGGCUUCAGGCCAUCAUUACAGUAUGCGCGGCGAUCCCUGGAUAUUGGGCCACUGUCUUACUUAUUGAUCGAGUUGGAAGAAGGAAUAUUCAAAUGAUGGGUUUCACUGUCAUGGCAGCUUUCUUAUUUGCUGUUGGAGUGCUUCACAAUGCUCACCCGGGAGAUAAGAAUAUGGGGUUUAUGUUCCUUUAUGGCCUUACAUUCUUCUUCUCCAAUUUUGGCCCAAAUACAACCACUUUCAUUGUUCCUGCUGAACUUUUUCCGGCGAGGUUUCGAGCAACCUGCCAUGGGAUCUCCGGGGCUGCUGGCAAAGUAGGUGCAAUCAUUGGGUCUAUCGCGUUUUUAUGGGCCUCUCAAGAUAAAGAUAAGAGCGAUAGGACUGUUGAUAAAGGGAUUGGAAUGACUGGAAGUUUGGUCAUUUUGGGUGUAAUUUCUCUUGUUGGAGCUGUAAUUACUUUUUUGUUUACUCCUGAGACUAUGGGAAGAUCAUUGGAAGACAAUGAGAUAGAUAAUAACGCCAAUUUGAACAAUGAAGCUAAUGGAUUGGUUGGGCUUAAAUGUUUAAGCUGUUAGGUAUACAAUCCUAACACAAGGCUUAAAUGUUUAAGCUGUUAGGUAUACAAGCCUAACACAGUAGUGAGGCCGAAGACAUGAACUGGGUUUCGGAGUUUCAGAUCGUAGUGAAAUUUGUGAAUGAGAGCAAUGGCUAUCAGAAGAGGCGCACGCCUACACGGAUUGGUUGUGCCUCUCAUUCAUGCUCCUCAUUUAGUUCUACUUGCUGCAUAAAAUUUGAUUUAGUUUUGAGUUGCAUAGUAAUUAGAUUUCCCAGAUUUUGUCAUUGAGGUUUCAUUUUGGUGUACUUGUACAUAGGUCAAAUAAGGAAAAUCUAUGAAUUAGUAUCUUUUACCCCUUCGUGCCCAAAA